Messenger RNA from Cladocopium goreaui, 819 nucleotides. NCBI's taxonomy places the organism in Eukaryota, Dinophyceae, Suessiales, Symbiodiniaceae. The record is from the annotation of a GenBank genome assembly.
AUGGCGCAGUUUUUCCCUGCCAUGCUGUCCAUCCUCUGCCUCUACGCCACGAGAGCGGCGGCAGAUGGAGGUGAGUUUAGAAUGGAAAGUGACGAAGAGAUUGGCAUCCACAAGAGUAUCCUCGAGGCUGCUCAGAGGGGAGAUGUCACAGCGCAGUCCUUGCUGGGACAGGACUACUUCUAUGGAGUCCAUGGGGUGGCAAAGGAUACCCACCUGGGACUUCACUGGGCCACCAAAGCAGCGGAUGCCGAUGACAGGGAUUCGCAAGAGUUGCUGGCCACCGCAUUUGGUCGUGGGCAUCCAGACGUGCCAGCAGAUGCAGGUCGUGCCGUGGAGUAUGGAACCAAAGCCGCUGAGCAGGGCAGUGUGAAGUCCGCCGAGCUGCUCGGGAAGUUGUUCUACAACGGCACAGGUCUGGAAUUUUUGUCACAAGAAGAGCGAAUGCAGAAGUCAUUCAAGUGGUUUCAGCGCGCCGCCAAAGAUGGAUCUCUGGGCGCCAUGAACGACCUCGGAGACAUGUACCGCUUGGGGCAGGGAACCAAGAAGGACUACUCCGAGGCCAUCCGUUGGUAUCAGAAAGUGGUUGCCGACAUGUCCCAUGUCCUCGCGGCGGAUCCCACUUUACCUUCGGCCGGCUGGAACCGUACGGCGGUGGCUCGAGCCUUCAACAGCCUGGGUGCCAUGUACGCCUCGGGUUGGGGCACCGAAAAAAGCAAGCAUAGGGCAGUGGAGUAUUUGGAGCAGGCGGCAGCCCUGGGUCAUCCCCAUGCGGCCCGGAAUUUGAAGAGUUUGGGGGCUGCUAAGGAAGAGGAGCUUUAG